AUGGUCAAUUCCUUCGUCUGGACGUCUGAAGAAGCCCGCUAUAUCAAAGCCAUCCUCCGGUGGCAGGCCAACCCACCAGAUAACGACAAUGACAGAAACACCCCAAGCCCAAGCCCAACCUCUUUGAAGAGUGGAACGUCAAAGCAAAAGACUAAACAACAACAACAACAACAACAACAACAACAACAACAACAACACGGCAAACCUGCUGGCGAGCUCCGCAUGCUGGUUAUCGGCGCUCAGGGGGUGGGCAAGACGGCGUUGUUGACACGGUUCGGCCUUGACACCUCCAUAGAAAACUUUCAAGACCCCUUCCACGAGCGCGGGUGCAGGGCUCUUGCAACUUUGACCACUCCAACUCCUCCUCCCAGCGAUGCUACAUCCAAACCCCAACUCUCCCCCACCACGAACACAAAACUUCAGAAAAAACAACACCAACAGCCCCAACGCAACAAUAACAACGAUGUCCAGCACGUCCAAGCCGACGAACAACAGCACCCACAAAAGCAAACAUACAUUAUUGACGCAUUGGAAAUGCCCUCCGACCUUCUCUUCUCCCGCUCUAUGCUCGAGGAAGCGUUGACCAUCACCGAGGGCGCAUUGUUAGUGCCGGACACUAAUGAAGCGAUCCCUCCAACAGCCCAACAGACGGGCUAUAAGCUGCAUCAUAACUCCCGACUCCCUCACAACUCGGCAAACGAAGAAGACGGUCCCCUUUCAACCCGCGUUUCCUCCUCCUCCGGAGCCCUCCUCUCCUCCUCUCUAGCCAGCAUCCCCAUCUUGUUCGAGAUAUCGGCCAAAACCGGCGCCAACGUGACCGAAGCCUUCACUCUGCUCUGCGAAGAAAUACUUCGUAUCAGACAGCGCGUCGAACUAGAGAGACAGAGGCUUCAAAAAAAGGGGGAAGCCGUCAUGGGAGUGACACAAAGAAAGAAUAAUGCAGAAAGAAAAGCCGGCUGGCCGGGAUUGUUGGAAAGGUUGAAGGGACGGAGGGUUAGGGAACGCGUGAUUUAUGGGAAGUGA
Thermochaetoides thermophila DSM 1495 is the source of this 1023-nucleotide messenger RNA. RefSeq lists its product as uncharacterized. NCBI's taxonomy places the organism in Eukaryota, Fungi, Ascomycota, Sordariomycetes, Sordariales, Chaetomiaceae. The coding region runs from base 1 to 1023 and encodes 340 amino acids. The transcript has 3 exons. The record is from RefSeq and is a predicted model, not a curated record.